GGGGGACAGGAGGAAAAAGACAAGACAAGGGGGACCCAGACUGAGAGGGAAGAUGGCUGAACCGGAGCUGAAAUCACGGAGCAGUCGGGAGAGCGUUGCCAAGGCGGCGAGCCAGGAGAAGAUGGGGGCAGAUCAAGCAGAGCCAGACCAAGAUGGUCUGAUUGUGGAGCAGCCAGGAUCUCCAUCUACCCCCAUGGUCUCUGCUCCCAGUGCCACAAGCCCCACUAACGGCUCACCCGGCAAAGGGGAGAAGAUCGAGCUCAAACGCAGCAUCACCCUCUUCAACGGUGUGGGAAUGAUCAUAGGCACCAUCAUCGGCUCGGGCAUUUUCGUCACUCCGACGGGUGUGGUCAAAGAAACUGGCUCGGCUGGGCUCUCCCUGAUCAUCUGGUCUGCUUGUGGAGUGGUCUCUACUAUGGGCGCCCUAUGCUAUGCCGAGCUGGGCACCACCAUCACUAAGUCAGGGGGAGAUUACACUUACAUCUUGGAGGUGUACGGUGAACUGGCGGCGUUUCUGAAGCUGUGGGUGGAGAUGCUCAUCAUUCGGCCGUCAUCGCAGUAUGUGGUGUCGCUGGUGUUUGCAACCUAUCUUCUGAAACCUCUCUACCCAAACUGCACGGUGCCUGACAGUGCUGCCAAGCUCAUCGCCUGCCUGUGUCUUACAUCCCUGACAUUUGUAAACUGUAUCAGCGUGAAAGCGGCCACCAAGGUCCAGGACUUGUUCACAGCCUCCAAAUUGGUGGCCCUGAUCAUCAUCAUCCUCUUUGGCUUCAUACAGAUUUUCACAGGUGAUGUGCCGUACCUGACACCAGAAAAAGCAUUUGAAGGCAGCAAACUGGGCGUUGACAACAUUGUCUUGGCUUUAUACAGUGGUCUCUUUGCUUUUGGAGGCUGGAAUUACCUGAAUUACGUAACCGAGGAGAUGAUCAAUCCAGAGAGGAACCUGCCCUUGUCUAUCAUCAUAUCCAUGCCUAUAGUGACUGUGGUGUAUGUUCUGACCAACCUGGCCUACUUCACCACCAUCUCUCCUCAAGUUAUGGUUGAGUCCGAGGCUGUUGCCGUGAGUUUUGGGGAGUACCAUCUUGGUGUGAUGUCCUGGCUGAUUCCUGUCUUUGUGGGACUGUCCUGCUUUGGGGCUGUCAACGGAUCCCUCUUCACCUCAGCACGAUUGUUCUAUGCUGGAGCUCGAGAGGGCCAACUCCCUGCUGCUCUGGGACUGGUUCACACAGACCUUUUCACACCAGUGCCGUCCCUCAUCUUCACAUGUGUGCUGUCCAUGAUGUACGCCAUCUCCCAGGACAUCUUCUCUGUCAUCAACCUCUUCAGCUUCUUCACCUGGCUGUGUGUUGGCAUGGCCAUUGCUGGCAUGGUUUGGCUGCGCUUUACCAAGCCAGAACUCCGAAGGCCCAUCAAGGUGUGUCUGUUCAUCCCUGUGACUUUUGUUUUGGGCUGUGUCUUCAUGAUUGUCGUGUCCUUCUGGGCAGCUCCAUUUGAGUGCCUGGUGGGUAGCAGCAUUAUUCUCACAGGCAUCCCAGCGUACCUACUGGGCUACAAGUGGAAGAAACCCCAUGUGGUCAAGAAGAUGCUGGAAAUCUUCACCAUGUUCUGUCAGAAGAUCUUCAUGGCUGUUCCUGAGGAGAAGGAGCAACAUGAGGCGGCUGAGUAAUGUUGGACACACUGAACAAGAUGAAGGACUGAGUCAAUAUUUUUGUCUCAACAUUCUUGACAUGUUUACAUUCAUUCACUUGUGAUUUGGCUACAGCAGUUUUUUUUUCUUCUCUUUAAUCAAAUCAGUCAGGUAACUAUGGAACAAAUUGGUGUAUACAAGAGCAGCCUGGCAAAUUAGGUAAAGGAGGGUUUAUGUAUGAAUGCUCUUGUGUACAAAGUAUGUAGACAUAUUUCAUGAACACUACAAUGUGUUUAAAAAGACGUUUAAUCUUAGUCAGGAUUUGAAAUUUAGACAUUUUAGGCUGCUUUUAUUCUAAAUCAGUUUCACACUUAAAUCUCCUUUAAUGGGUGGACAUGCUUAUGUGUUUCAUGUUAGUUAACGGAGAGUUAUUCUCUGAUCUUAAUAUGAGUAACUGCAUCAGGCACAUAAUUAAUUGCAUCCUGAAAACACAGCAUCGGGAGCUGCGAACAAUAUACACUGAUCAGUCACAACAUUGAAUCCAGUGACUGGUUUUAAUGUUGGGGCUGAUCGGUGUACUCUAGUGGCCUAAAACAAGUAUAUUGUUUGCCUAAAGGGUACAAAUGAGUAGUUUAAUGAGACAAGAAAAACAUUUUUGACUUUAUUUACAUUUACUAAACACUAACAACCAAAACUUUGCAUAGUUUAUUAUAGUUUACAGUUUAAUACAAAAUGAAAGCUAAUAACCCCUGAAUCCAAACUGACUGAACUCAUGUAAGAAACAGUCAGUGUACAGUGUAUACAUAAGGUCAGGGAUGGAGGAACAAGUGAAUAAUUAGCAUAACAGGUUAGAUUAAACAUGCAGGCUACUAAUAUUUGAGUUAAACUAAUAUUAAUUUCUAUAUUUGUAUUUUUGUAUUCAUUUGUAAAACGAAUCCACAGCACUGUCUUAAAGCACAAACUGAAGUGAGACUAAACAGUGUACGUAAUGUUUCCUUAAGAUGUGUUGCUGUGAAACGGGUCUGUUUCUUGUAUCAUUUUAUUCUCAGUGUCGGUGCUCCAUACGUGAUGAUCUUUGAGGAAAUGACAGCAGAUACCAGCACCUGUUUGUGAGGCAUUAUUAUAAGAAACUGAAGAGCUGUAUAGAUGUCAUUUUAAUGGCUGUAUUUAGUAAUCUCCAUUGUAGUGUUAGUGUUUUGUAUUGCAUCUAUCUAUUAUCUGUGCCAGCCGUGUCAAUGCUGAUAUUCCAAAUUUUUUUUUUUGUUUUAUCGUCACUGUAAGACCAAAAUGAAUGUUGCAAAUUUAGUGACAUGCUUUUUUUUUAAAGUAGGAAAUUUUCUAUAAAAAUCAUACUUUUAAACUGGCUAUCUGAGGUUUUCCCAAAGUUAUUGCAAGCACUUUCCCUGUCCACUCAAGAUAGCAACAGUCCCCUUAAACGUCAACCAGCGGAAUGUGGAUUGUCAGUCUCUGCUCGUUUCAUUGCUGACAGUCCAGGUUUUGCAGGACACUGUGAAAGCAACUGAACGUGUAAAACAGAAAGAGACUGCUCCAGCAUGAAUGGAGCUAAAGAUUUGACAGUUUCUUGCAAUGCCAGACAACAGAACAAUAGAAAAAUGAUAGAAAAAUGUGUCCAGCAUCCCUUUCACAACAGGAGAUGAUAUGUGUUCUUUCUUUUUUGAGAAGCGCUCUUCAACCAUCAGCUUAUUUGACAGAAAUUGGACCAAGGCAUCACAACAAAUUGGACAAAUAUUGAAGUUUAAAAACACCACCAUGGCAAUUAGUUUACAUAUAAAAGAAGAGGGACACAUCGUCCCCCUAUGGCAUCUAACAGAUUUUAAGAAAAAGAAUGAAGGCUGAAAAAGGCACAUUUAUUAUACAUUUUUUUUGUAUCAAGCACCAUUUUCACUUCGGGAUUUUUUAGACUUCAUCACAAUCAGAUAAUUGUGAGCACAACUAACAGCACAACACUUGAAGGAAGAAAACUGUAUUUGCCCUUUAUCAAACAAAUCAGAUUAAAUUAAAACAGCACAUGGGUCUAAAAACACAGCAUAUCACUGAUUGAGAUUGAUACAAACUUUUUCUGCUGCCCUCAUCCUAAGUUUUAUGUAUUUUAUGCACAACAUACUGGAUCUGUGUAAACAAAGUAUUACUAUAUGUAUGAACUGAUAAUGCCUUUAAUGGUGUUUGUCUAAUGAAAUGUUAUGGAGAAAAAUUAAACUCUAAUAGCAUAUUUUUAAUCUUAAAAACUGCAAGUAUCUAUGUCAGUU
Molecule: messenger RNA, 3894 nt
Organism: Toxotes jaculatrix (banded archerfish)
Lineage: Eukaryota; Metazoa; Chordata; Actinopteri; Toxotidae
Product: large neutral amino acids transporter small subunit 1-like
Exons: 11
Coding region: 53-1666 (537 amino acids)
Biological process (GO): neutral amino acid transport; amino acid transmembrane transport
Cellular component (GO): membrane
Molecular function (GO): L-amino acid transmembrane transporter activity; neutral L-amino acid transmembrane transporter activity
Source: RefSeq, a predicted model, not a curated record